AUGGCAGAAAGCUCAAAUAUCAAUACCGGUAGAUCUAAAAGCCGCCCUAAAAAGGCUAUAACUAGAACUAACUCGGACGAGCCUCAUGGUAGGUCGGAUAGCGAACCUAGAGGUCAUGGUCGUAGCAAAUCGUUUACUGCACCACUAACAAGAAGUAUGUCAUUGAAUUUUGAAUAUGACGGCGUGCCUUUAAAAUACAAAUAUUGGAAAACUGUCUCUGUGAAGCAUAGAAAGAAGUUUGAACGGCUUUCAGAAGUCUGGGAAAAAGCUGAAGGUAACCCUGAAUUGAUAAACGAUAACUGCGUAUGUUUUAAAGAAGAGUUCUUAAUAGGCAAAGGCAGUUCUGGCACAGAGGUGUAUGUUUGCUUGGGGUCUGACGGGAUAGAACGAGCGAUAAAACGUUUGCCAAAAGUCCUGUGUAAUUUGUUGAAGAAUGAACGAGAUAUCUUGACCUCUUCGAAUGCAGUCGAGUCACCACGGGUUGUAUAUUAUUAUUUCUACGAUGAUACUUCCAGCCCUGACUUUGGUUAUUUGAUUUUGAAUUUAUAUGAAAAAAAUCUUGAAGAAUUCGUCAAGGAGGAAGGCGAAAAGAUAACGAAAUCUCGUACUAGAAAGAUGAUACGUCAAGUGUUGGAAGGGCUGAAAGCAUUACAUGCUAGAGAGCCUAGAAUUUUACACAGAGACUUGAAGCCGACCAAUAUACUUGUUGAUGUGAAAGGUGAUUUAGCCCUGUCUGAUUUUGGUAUUGGACGGUUUUUCUCGGAACAAGGUAUUUUCACAAGAUAUAUAAAUAUUUAACAAAAUUGCAGAUGCAUGCAACAAUUACAAGGACAGCGAGGAAAUCCGUCGUAAUAGACAUUAUUCAUUAAUGCGUUUACUUGUGAGUCAAGUAAUAUUUUCGCCUUCCCACUGUUAUUUACGACCUCUCCGAAAUAUCUGAUCUGACCAAGCUUGACUGGGUUCUCGCGAGUGGCGGGUCGUUUAUAUUUCGCAUGUGUAUGUGGGAAAUAUAUAUUAUAAGAAGUUUAUAAUAAGUUCUUUGAAUGUUUGCGAUAAAAUAUAAUUGUUUUUGUUUGUGGAAACACCACGUAAAUUUAUUACUACAAAGGCAAAGCUUUCGAUCCGUAAGCCCGGAUCUUCAUCAGUGCUAAUAAUAUGUGACUUGUUUGAUUCACACCACAGAGUAGAGACACAGAAUAGGAAGUUAUACCAGAAGCGUAACUCUAGUCGUUUCCCUUAUUGUUUGACGUCCACGAAAAUUUUAACUCGCUCACGUCAGGCCACGCCAUCCUGGCUAGUACAGCCGGAAGUUUUUAUCACGAUUUGGUAGGUACAAAGUGCCGGUUGUACUAGCCAGAUGGCGUGAUUGAUGACGAAUCGCUUGUAAAAACGCGGACAAAUAUUUGCUCGAGUUACGCUUCUGGUAUAACUUCCUAUUCUGUGGUAGAGACAUACAGAGACGUAACUAGUGUACCCACUUUUUUGUGCGCAUGCUCGGCAAGUUACUAGAUGCAUGCAUCUGAUUGGAUGACGACCUGAUGACGACUCACUUUAAACUUGCUGAGCAUGCGCAGUUGAUCAUUUCUCGCCCGGUCGCAUGAAAAAAAGUGGGUACAUGAUAACGUAAUCUUCCGCAGUGUUUACAACGGUCAGUUACGUCUCUGUAUGUCUUAUCUACUCUGUGUUCACACGCUCUUUUUAUAUACAAGAGUGUCGUGAUCUGUUGGCUCGCGUCAUUUGAAAUUUAAUUAAACGACACAUCGACCACGUCAAAACGUAGUGAAGUGAUUCCGAUUAACGCGCGCGCAUCCAAGACAAGAGAAAUUAAUGUUGCACAUUAAAGAGAGCACGCCACGUACUAUCUAGUGGCUUUCCCUCCUGAUCUAUAGUAUUGUGCUUCUCGAUUUCAAUUGACUCUCUCAUUUUGCAUCAUAAGUUCUCUCGCAAAAUACACAUACAAAAUACACAUAGAUAGAUACACAACCAGAAGUAUUUCGCGAAGUAAAGGAUUUGGUUUUCUUUUACAAGGCAAUGCACGGGUAUAUAAAUCUGGAUAUCAAUAACUUUGUUUCCUUUGUAACCCACGGACGUACUAGGUUAAGCAAAGCGAGAACUCUAAAAACUCCGUCCUGCAGAACAAGCACCUUCCAAGGAUCGUACUUCAACCGUAUAGUCAAGCUCUGGAACAGUAUUAUGGUCACUUCCACUUCUCAAAACUUUUCCAGCUUAUCGGCGUUUAAAACGUUGGCUAAAAACACAUUUAGUUUAGAGCUGAACAGAACCUUUGACGUGGACAUGACGGGCACAUGGAGUCUGGUGCGGGACUGCUCUUGCCAUAGGUCAUAGAGUAAACCAAUUAUUUAGAAGUAAAGCGUCCAAAUAGGAAUGAUGAUGAUGUUUCGUGCGUCAUCUUAACUAAUCACUCCAUGCAAGAGAAUUUGACUAGCUUGAUCUCCAAAUCAUCAUUCGCUCUUGUUUGACCGUUUUGCUACUUUCAUUGUUUUCAUAGUUUUAUAGUAUAUAUGUAUUUAUAAAUAUCUGUUAUUACUUAUUAGAGAAGGGAGGUGCCUUGCAUGGGAUUUCUAUAUAGCCUCGCUCGAACCUUCCCUUUUGGGCAAUUGAUAUUGAACUAAUUAUUUUUGAAGUAAUUUAUGCCACCAAUAAAGUUGUUAAAUUUAAAAAAAAUUAAAAUUAAAAUUCCGAAUUCUGGGGGAGGGAAGGACAUUGAAAAUUUUAAAAACUUAUAGGGGGGCGUCGAAAAUUUACCAAUAAUCUCAAAAGGAGCCCUGUAAAAAUAUGAGCUGUUUCAAGACAUCUUCAUCCUCCCCCCGCCCCCCUCCUCGGCGUAAUAAAUGUACUUUCCCUAAAUAGCCGAGCGGAAUUAGUACCUUGGCUACGGGUUUAAGCGCGGAACGGCGCUCCAUGCCGUUGGCUCGGGGAUAAAUAUGAUUAUGACCACUAGCACUGGCUAGAUUGUGCCUUUUAUUGGCUGCUAUCUUAAAUUAAUUCGAAUACGUUACCACCGAGUCGGAGAUUACGUGCAAGUCAGCUAAAAACAAGCAACAGCCAUUUUAAACGUUAACCAUAUCUCUGCUUUCUUACAUUCAGUAAGAUCUCUGUCUCUGUGUAUUAGUACUGUAUCAGUAUUGAGAAAUGUUACUGAAAAACAGCUUGGAUAACCUUCUUCGAAGAAACACUUGUUGUUGUAGCCGGCAGUUGCGAAAUUUGUGAGCCGAUGUAAAUUAUGCGCAUCAUUUGCGCAUGUACGGAACUACGAUAAUCAUAUAUUUAGCAAGUCAGAAAUUUCGCGUGAUACUGGUUAUACUCGUUAGCAAAAGCGAUAUCAAUCCGUGUCCUUACAUUGUUUUAGGUGAAAGUAGUGCAGGGAAAAGCAGCUUACUAAAUCUUAUCCUUGGCGAAGAGCUUCUUCCGCAUCAUGUUCUGCAUACCACCUCAACAAUAUGUGAACUGAAGUAUGGGAAAGAAAGAAAACUCAGCGCUUUUGGGAAGUACGAUAGUGAGCAAGGAAUUACGCCAAAUCGCAGAAAUCUUGACCUGGAAAGUAAGAAGAAAUGCGAGGAAAGUUAUGAAAAGCAAAUUGAUCGGUUCGUCAACUUGAAUCGAUUGACGCUACAAGAAGGAUCCAGCUAUGAAAAAGUGCAAAUUUUUUGGCCGCAUGAAAUACUUGAG
Paramuricea clavata is the source of this 3690-nucleotide messenger RNA. The record is from the annotation of a GenBank genome assembly. NCBI's taxonomy places the organism in Eukaryota, Metazoa, Cnidaria, Anthozoa, Malacalcyonacea, Plexauridae.